CUGUAGCAUCACCUUAGCCUGGUAUCUUCUCUACUAUGUUCUCCAGUUGGCAACCUGAUAAGAAGGCAGUGCUUGUCCUCCAGGCUUUUCUCCUGUUUUUUCUGGAAUACAAACUUCUGUUCAUGUGAUUUCUUUGUCCUUGUUAGCCAUGGAGUCCAUCAGAGACUCCCAGGUAUGAACUAACAUAUGACAGUGUUUUUAGGUGAAUUUUACCUUCUGUGUGAUGGAGCUCUCCAGAUUUGUACCCAAUUGCGUUACCUGCAGCGGUGCCUACGGGAAAGGCAGGUGGGAUGUUUAUACAAGAGCCCAGAAAAGACGCGAUCUGCCCCAGAAUCACUGAAUCUAGAACCACCCGGGUUGGAAGGGACCUCCAGGAUCACGGAUCUGCAGCGCCCCGGGCAGGGCCGUCAGGCUCCACGUUUAGCAGCAGACCCGGCUGCUCAGGGUCCCCGUGCGGUUAAAACGAUGCGUGGUGCUCGGCACCUCAGCACGAGGCGCUGCUGUGCGGGUGGGUCUGAGCAGGAACAGCCCGGACGGAGCUCAGCGCAGCGGGGCGAACCUGGGCUACAAAGCGGCCCGUGUCAGCCUGUGGAAGCAACGGAUGAUGCCUUCUGGGACCAGUUCUGGGCAGACACAGCCACGUCAGUGCAGGAUGUCUUUGCCCUUGUGCCAGCUGCAGAGAUCCGAGCAGUGAGAGAGGAAUCACCGUCCAACUUGGCAACUCUGUGUUAUAAGGCUGUGGAGAAGUUGGUGCAGGGAGCAGAGAGUGGCUGCCACACAGAGAAGGAGAGGCAAAUCGUCUUGAACUGCAGUCGGCUCCUCACUCGUAUCCUGCCUUACAUCUUUGAGGACCCGGACUGGAGAGGUUUCUUCUGGUCAACUGUCCCUGGGGCUGGCCGAGGAGGGGGAGAUGAAGAUGAUGAAAAUGCCCGGCCGCUGGCUGAGUCGCUGCUCCUUGCUGUCGCAGAUCUGCUCUUCUGUCCAGAUUUCACUGUGCAAAGCCACCGGAGAAGCGCGGUGGACACAGCAGAGGAUAUCCACUCCAUUGACAGCUGCGAGUACAUCUGGGAGGCAGGAGUGGGCUUUGCUCACUCUCCACAGCCUAACUACAUUCAUGACUUGAAUAGGACAGAGCUGCUUAAGCUGCUGCUGACCUGUUUCUCUGAGGCCAUGUAUCUGCCUCCAUCUUCAGACAGCAGCAACACCAACCCCUGGGUGCAGUUCUUCUGCUCUACAGAGAACAGACAUGCACUCCCCCUCUUCACCUCGCUCCUGAAUGUCGUCUGUGCCUACGAUCCGGUGGGUUAUGGGAUUCCUUACAAUCAUCUGCUUUUCUCUGACUACCGUGAGCCCCUGGUGGAGGAGGCAGCCCAGGUGCUGAUUGUCACUUUGGACUAUGACAGCUCCACCAGUUCAAGUCCCACUGUGGAUGGCACAACUACUGGCACGGCCAUGGAUGAUGUGGAUCCUCCAGGACCAGACAAUCUGUUUGUGAAUUACCUCUCAAGAAUACACCGAGAGGAGGAUUUCCAGUUCAUCCUGAAAGGAGUGGCUCGUUUAUUAUCGAACCCACUGGUCCAGACCUACCUGCCAAACUCUGCCAAGAAGAUCCAAUUCCAUCAGGAACUUCUCGUCCUCUUCUGGAAACUCUGUGACUUCAACAAGAAAUUCCUCUUCUUUGUGCUGAAGAGCAGUGAUGUUCUGGAUAUCCUUGUCCCAAUCUUGUAUUUUCUCAAUGAUGCCAGAGCAGACCAGUCACGAGUGGGAUUGAUGCACAUUGGGGUAUUUAUCCUCCUGCUUCUCAGUGGGGAGCGUAAUUUUGGGGUGCGACUGAACAAGCCGUAUUCUGUACGAGUGCCUAUGGACAUCCCUGUCUUCACAGGGACUCAUGCGGAUCUGCUCAUCAUAGUCUUUCACAAGAUCAUAACUAGUGGGCACCAGCGUCUGCAGCCUCUCUUUGACUGCCUGCUCACCAUCAUUGUGAACGUGUCUCCAUAUCUGAAGUCUCUUUCCAUGGUGGCUGCUAACAAGUUACUGCAUCUCCUGGAAGCUUUCUCCACCACCUGGUUCUUGUUCUCUGCUAUCCAGAACCACCAUCUUGUUUUCUUCUUGCUGGAAGUUUUCAACAACAUAAUUCAGUACCAGUUUGAUGGGAACUCUAAUUUGGUUUAUGCUGUUAUCCGCAAGCGGAAUGUGUUUCAUCAGCUGGCCAACUUGCCCACGGAUUCGCAGUCCAUCCAGAAGGGGCUGCAGCGCAAGAAGAAAUCUCCAGAGCCUAUUUCUCGCACCAACUCCCAGGAUGGAGCCUCCAUGGAGGGGUCACGUCCUGCUGCCCCCGCUGAGCCAGGGACACUGAAGACAAGUCUGGUGGCUACUCCAGGGAUUGACAAGCUCACAGAGAAGUCACAGGUGUCAGAGGAUGGGACCAUGCGUUCGCUGGAGCCUGAGCCUCUGCCAGAGGGUAACCCGCCCUCAGCUGUGAGUGAUGGGGAGCCCUGGAGUGGGGAAGUGUCACAUCCCCAGCGGGAUCGAAGGCGUCUCUCCAGUGCAUCCUCCAGUGGACAGUGGACCCCAACUCCCGACUGGGUGAUGUCUUGGAAGUCAAAGCUUCCUCUGCAGACCAUCAUGCGGCUGCUACAGGUACUGGUCCCUCAGGUGGAGAAGAUCUGCAUUGACAAGGGUCUCACAGAUGAGUCAGAGAUCCUCAAGUUCUUGCAGCAUGGCACACUGGUGGGGCUGCUGCCUGUCCCUCACCCCAUCCUCAUUCGCAAGUAUCAGGCUAACUCAGGCACUGCUAUGUGGUUCCGGACCUACAUGUGGGGCGUUAUUUAUUUGAGGAAUGUGGAUCCCCCCAUCUGGUAUGACACAGAUGUGAAGCUGUUUGAAAUUCAGCGAGUCUAAGAGAGCACUUAACCUCUACUAAGAGAAAUACACUGGAUCUGAGGACUCUGCUGUGUGCUGCUUCAUCACAGCUAUUCCUGCAUUUCACAUCCAGCUGGGAGACCAAAAGGACAAUCAUUCCAUUUAUCUCCCUGUCAUUUAAAGCUUUAAUUGGGACCUGUGUGGGCAUCCCUCCCCCAGCUCACUUCUCUUCCUUUACCCUUCACCAUGAACCCUGAGUGAAAGAUGUCUAAGCGAUCGUCCAUUGUUGUGGUUGCACUAGAAAUCAGACUGUUCUUAACUCUUCAGUUAGUGUUUUGCUCCUGGAUUUGGUUUGGAAACCAAUUUGACCCAGUCCUUGCCCUUCUCAGUGUCAGCAUUUAAUUGAAAAGACUAACUGUAAAUUGGGUGCUAUUCCUGCAGGCAGUGGGGUUUGGAAAUGGUAGUUACUUUCAAGUGGUUCCACAGUGUUUCUGGGCCAUCACUUCUGACUGCAGGUGUCUCCCUGAAGUCUCAGUUGUAUAUUGGUAGGGAAAUCUUUCCAGUCCAAAUGAAAGGAGAAGUUACUGAAGGAAAACUUUGUGCCUCAGCUCUCAAUCUCUCUACUCCUUUCCUGGAAAGCUGCUUAAAGAGUCCUUUAGUAGGUGUCACUCUGGUGUGGUAGUUCUUCUUUGGCUUCCAGGCCUGGCAACCUGUCCUUCAUGGUCAAGUGUUGCAAUGAAGCAUAUGUGUGUCAGUUUGGAAAGCCCUGUUUGAUUCUCACAAGCACACGGGAAGGAAUGGACUGGCUCAGUGCGAGCAAGGAGAAGAGAUGGUUAACCUGUGUUGUACUUCACCAGUUACCUGAAAGGACACUGUCAUCUGGGUUUGGGAGUAACCAUGUCCUUCUGACUCUGUCUAUGGAGCAGGAGGGUCUUUUGCACACUACUGUCUGAAGCCAGAAAUUGAGGGUGGCUCUCAGGGAAGUUGUGGGAGGAAUUUGGAAGCCAUAGGAGGAAAAGCAUCUCUGUGUCACUUGGGAGUGGACAGUGAGUGCUGAGGCAAAACUUGAUUCUUUGGGGCAUUUUGCUAAGAACCAAGAUAUCAGAUCUUGAAUGUACAGGGUCCAAAUGAGCAAAGCCUGGGAAGGCAGAGCAGGAAGCAGUGGAAGGCUGGCUGUUGCUGGCACGGUUUAGCAGCAUGUAGUUGCACAUUGUCUCCACCCACCAUCCUGGGAGUCAUCAAAUUGUAUGUUCUGUGGAGCGGGGUUGCUGCCUUAGGCCUGUGAGGUGUUCAGACAAGGCAAUGUGAGGGGUCCUGCUGUGAGCUGAGACCUUUCCUACUUCACCAAGGCUUAAUCUUUGGUCUCCUGGUCCUCAGCCUUGGGGGUCACUGGGCCACGAGCUGUUCUGAGCUACGACAGACAAGUGAGAUCACUCCUUGGAACUGGUCUCCCACUCUUGAGUAAGGGUCAGGUGUGCGGUCUUGUUUCUUGUAGUCCUUCCCUAAGUGCUGGAGUUAGUGUGAUGGCAGCUUGGAUGAUCUGCCGUUUGUCUCCUGGAGAGAGUGCUGCUGUAUUGUUCCACUGGCUGGUCUGUAGGCAAGUGGUUUUCUUAAGCACUUCUGACACUGAAAGCAGCCUGUAGUCCUAGGGCAGCUGAAAUAAAGCCCCAGUGGUUUUUCUGAUGGAUAAGAAAUACAAGAAAUAGAGGUUAAUUUCCUCACCCCUCCCCUGUUCCAUCUCCACUCCACUUUGUUGUUUAGCACUACGCUCAUCCUGAUGCAGUCUUUGUUUGGAUAUCAGCAGGGUGAGAUUUCUGUUUCAGUAGGAAUCUCUCAUAUAUAAGAAUGUGAUUUGGUGGGGGAGGCGCUCACACCCCACAGCCAGAGCGGGACAUCUCGUGUCCCACGUGCUUGCCUCCUCCCCUGUGGAUCUUCUGACUCCUAUGAUUUCUUCCAUCUUUUCUGCUUUAUUUCUCUGUGAGUUCCUUUGGAAACAUUUUUUGUUUUUCUUGGUGUUUGGAGUCUAAUCUUUGUUCUGUGAAAAUCAACUUGCACUGUAAACUAUUUGCUUAAUUACAGAGUGAAAGAUAAAGAUUAUCUGAAACAUGCAA
This is a messenger RNA of Coturnix japonica (Japanese quail), 4973 nucleotides long. RefSeq names its product HID1 domain containing (gene HID1). The record is from RefSeq and is a predicted model, not a curated record. Gene Ontology annotation, cellular component: membrane; Golgi trans cisterna; Golgi medial cisterna. NCBI's taxonomy places the organism in Eukaryota, Metazoa, Chordata, Aves, Galliformes, Phasianidae.